AUGGCUUCAAUAAUAUCGAUUAUUUCAUUUGUUAUUUUAUUAUUAGUUACAUAUAGUUAUUCUUUACCUGUUGAACAAUUAUAUGAUAGUUCAACAACUGAAUAUGAAUUUAUUUCUGGUACAACAAUGGUUGAUAAUGAAAAUGGAAUGAUGAAUAUGCCAGUAAUGUCAGAUGAACAAUCAACUUAUGUACCAGAUAUGUCUGAUGAACAAUCAACUUAUGUACCAAAUACGUCUGAUGAACAAUCAACUUAUGUACCAAAUAUGUCUGAUGAACAAUCAACUGAUAAUGUUGAAUUUACAACUGUAGAUCAAUUUGAAUAUCCUGAUGAUGUAUCAGUUCCAUCAACUACAGCGGAUGAUUUAGUAUUUACAUCAUCAUGGAUGACAGUCACUUCUGAAAUGAUGCCAUCAAAUGAUACAAAUAAUGAAUAUAUGUUAGAUGAUAAUACAUCUAUGACUAUGAAUACAGAAUCAACUACUCAAUUUGAUUCAGAAGUAACUAAUGUUGAAAACGAUGAAGUCGAAUUAUCAACAAUGUCAACAAAUUAUAAUGAAAUGGGAAUGCCAACAAAUUCUAAUGAAGUGGAAAUGUCAACAAAUAAUAAUGAAAUGGGAAUGCCAACAAAUUAUAACGAAAUGGAAAUGACAACAAAUUAUAAUGAAAUGGGAAUGUCAACAAAUUAUAAUGAAAUGGAAAUGACAACAAAUGUUCAAACAUCAUCUGUUGAACCUGAAUCACACAUGUUAGAAGUAUCAACAUCUGUUGAACCUGAAGUAUAUACUUCAACAGUAUCAUCAUCUGCUGAAACUGAAUCAGAUACACCAGAAGUAUCAUCAUCAUCAUCAUCUGAAGAAACUGAAUCACAUACAUUAUCACCUGUUGAACAUGAUUCACAUACAUCAGAAUCUUCAUCAUCAUUCGUUGAAAUGGAAUCGAGUACAUCAGAAGUACCAUCAUCUGUUGAACCUGAAUCACAUAUGUUAGAAGUAACAUCUGUUGAAACUGAAUCACAUGCAUCUGAAGAAACAGCAACAACAGUUGAUGAUGAUAACAAUGGUCAAUCAAGUGAAGAAUCAGAAACAUCGCAAUUUACAACUAUGUCAACUAUGACAGUUUUAGGUCAAGUCGAAGUACAUGUUGAAGAAGUUUCGAUUGACUAA
Molecule: messenger RNA, 1164 nt
Organism: Rotaria sordida
Lineage: Eukaryota; Metazoa; Rotifera; Eurotatoria; Philodinida; Philodinidae
Source: the annotation of a GenBank genome assembly